UUUGCAACAUUUGAGCAUCACCAAAACAUUUGCAACAUUUGAGCACCUGUGGCCCAAAAUCAAUAAGAACAACAUCAUCAUCAACAAAGACAUAAUUUUCUGUAUUGAAAUAAUUAUCUUGAAGAUAUUCCAUAUCAAGGAUAGCUUGCCCCAUUUGAUCAAACACUAAUGCCAAAUUCAAAUUAUUAUCUUCGUAAACGAUUGCAAAUUUAAGGUUGUUCCGCAACGUCCCUUCGAUAAUCGCUUCACCGUUUUGCUUGUUUUUCGGAUAAUUGAAAGCGUUGUAAGUUCCGGGCCAGUCGAUAAAAACUCCAAAAAUUUUUUUGUUGGUCUCUUUGGUUUCGAACCAGGGCAACGUAGACCUCAGGAUUGGGGUAACCCUGGAGGAAAUAAGGGAGUUGAAGGAGUAAGACAGGAAGGAAGAGUUUAUUCAUUUUGUCUGAUUUAGGCGUGAUUUUCAUGUGGAAGUGCUGAGUCAGCGAUUGCAAUUGGUUGAGUGGUGCUUGUAAAAAAAAGACAAUUCAAAAUGAGAACAGGUACUUAAAUGUCUAAUAAUAUAAAUAAUUAAAGCAAUGAAACUGUAAAUAAUAGCAGUAUAGCAACAAGAUGACUUGCUAUGCUCUAUUAUAUUAUAUUUUACCAUUGUUUUUAGUUAUAGUGAUUUUGUUUUCUUUAAUGAAGACAAAUUAUUUUAUUUUUUUUAUUUUAAAUAAGCAGAGUUGGAGAUUUAAAAAAAACAAUUUUAAGUUUAAAUAAUAUUCGUUAAUGCCCUUUUGGCAAUUUACGCACCAAAUAAAGGUUUACCAAUUUCGAAAGAAAAAAAACGUGUAUUUUAUUUGAUAAGUAUCUAUUGAAAAAAAUAUUACCACAUGCAACAACAAUAUUUUAUUUAUAUUGCAAACAACAGAAAUGACAAAUUAAAUGAUGCGGUCAAAAUACAAAAAUUUACAAGCUUCCUUUUUAUUAUUGUGAAUAAAAGCCCUAUUAUAAUUGUUAUCCUGUACCUAUUUCAAAACUUUAUUUUUAGAUGUUAUCUUGGCUUAACUUUUUACUUCAAAUUUCUUAAUAGUUAGAGAUUUUUUUAUGAUUUGUCAUUAAGAGUUUUGUUUACUUCGCUCCUCUCUGUCAUUGCACUGGUAUCGGAUAAAGCGAUAACAAACUUGUAUGACCAAUCACGGAUUUCAUCAGGAAGUAGGUAACUUUUCCAAGUUAAAUACCUAUAUAAACCUUCUAGUUUUGAAAAUCGGGCAUAAAAAUGAAACUUUCAUUCUUGCUCGUUUCUCUUUAUUUCUGGGCUUCGGCCCAAAGCCACGACAUCUACGUUCAUAUGAUGCCCUGGUUCGAGACCAAAGAAAGCAACGGUGGUACUUGGGGCAUCCAUUGGACCAUGGCCAACCGAAACCCCGACAAUAUCAUCGAUGGCAAACAAGAUAUCGCUUCCUUCUACCAUCCGGAAAUCGGGGCUUACGCUUCCGGAGACCCAACUGUCAUCGACUGGCAAAUGGGCUACAUGAAAACGGCUGGAAUUAAAGGAAUUUUCCUCGAUUGGCCUGGAACCACUCAAGCUAUGGACUAUCCGAAAAACAAGGAAAAUUGCGAAGCCAUUAUUGCUGGAACUGAGAGAGCCGGCUUGCAAUUUGCUGUCGUGUACGAAGACAAUAAUUUGAAUCUUGCGGGAGUCCCAGACAAAAUUGCUCAAGGUACCGCUGAUAUGGAGUAUCUCCAAAACAAUUAUUUCAGCAAAAGCAACUAUGUGAAAGUGAAUGGUGUUCCGUUAUUGUUGGAUUUUGGCCCUCAAGCGUUAUUUGACGCCAAUUGGGAUAGUAUUUUCACACCCUUGAACCCAAAACCCACAUUUUUAACACUCUGGAACCAGCACCAACAAGGGGGGAGUAUGGUAGCGGGGGAAUAUGCUUGGGUUUAUUCAAAUUUCCUCGAUGGACUUAACAACUGGUACAACUAUCAAGACGUUCCCCUCAAAGUCGGAGUUGCUUACCCCGGUUUUAAUUCGUUUUAUGAACAAGGAGGUUGGCCCGGUCCUGGAUUUACAAUUCCAUACGGAACAGAUACUUUUCACCAAACUUUUGAUUUGGCUUUGCAACAUACUGAUAUAAUACAGAUUUGUACAUGGAAUGAUUAUGGCGAAGGUACGGUUGUUGAACCCACUUUAGAGUAUGGAACACAAUUUUUGGAUAUUAUUCAACAAGCUUCUGGUACUAAAUACACUCGUGCUGACUUUGAAGAAAAUACUGAAAUUUUCUUAUUGAGAAAACAGCAUGCAAAUAAUGCUACGAUGCUUGCACAUCUCGAAGAAAGAUAUCGCAAACUUAUACACAAACACGACUAACUUUUUUUACUGUUAUUUCUAAGUUUUACAUUCUACAAUAAUUAUUUCAAAAUAAAAUAAGCAUGGCUUAAAACUCGUAUUUUU
Molecule: messenger RNA, 2431 nt
Organism: Tribolium madens (black flour beetle)
Lineage: Eukaryota; Metazoa; Arthropoda; Insecta; Coleoptera; Tenebrionidae
Exons: 3
Coding region: 1256-2347 (363 amino acids)
Cellular component (GO): Golgi apparatus
Molecular function (GO): alpha-mannosidase activity
Source: RefSeq, a predicted model, not a curated record